UUGUACACACAUGUUGAUUGGUGUUCCUAGCACCUGAAGAAAAGAGAGGAAUGUUAUGUAGGAAGGUCAGUGGCCAUUAACAGACUAAACCAAGAGACCAUAAAAUGUUUUCAAUGCCACACGUUUGUGUAAUUUAUCCUUCAGUUGAUAAACAAAUGCCAUGUACAGUAAUUUCGCUUUUGCAAAUGAUAACUGUACUGCUGCCAUAGAAGUAUGAUAUGAUAAUUAUUGUAGAAGUAAAAAUAACACCUUUUUUUACACUCAGGCUACUUACUCGGAUAUUAUGUAAGACAUUGGUGUGAUGUAAACUCCUCCAAUCCAGUUAAACAGGCUAGGAAUCAAGAAACACCUAAGUUCUUACCUAGACGUUACCUAAUGAAAAGCCAUAUAAGGAGACAGAGAGAUCUCAUACAACCUGGGGAAGAGAGGAGAAUGCAGAUCAUGUCAGGACACUACUGAACUCUAUAAAGCAUCUAAUCAAACCAAGAUAUAAGGUCGGAUGAAAUGAUGCUGCAACCAUCUUGUCUUGUGGGUUUCAUCACUUUGUGGUUUUCACUUGAACUAGCAUGUAAAGCUUCAAUGACUACUCCAGGCACAUUUUUCCCAUUACCUACAAAUUUGAAAAUACUUUUAUAUCCAGGGAUCAUCAAUGUGACAUGGGACUGCAAUAUAACAAAAUCUAUGGAAGAACAUACUUAUACAAUUGAGUUUCAACAUGAUAUAAUAGAAAACAUAAAUAUUUCCAAAUGUUUCCAUGAGCAUUUUGUUACGGAUCACUUGGAUUUUACACUUUACAAUGGAUUGGAGUUAAAUAUUUCAUCUGGCAGUGAGUGGAAAUUUGAAAAAGCCAUACCUGAAGGGAAUAGCAACACUGCUGCAGAGAAUCUUGACUGUAAGGUUUAUAAUGUUUCUCUUAUUAAUUGUUCAUGGACUGUUGGUAGAGAAGCCCCUAAAGAUACUCAAUACGCCUUGGCUUUCAGGGAAACUCCACACGAAAGUCAAAUACUAAAUCCAAAGCAGAACCGUUUGUAUGUACCAUGCAAAGACUACAGAACAGAUUCCUUUGGAAGACAAGUGGGAUGUGUUUUGAGAGCUCAAAAUAUUAGUUUCAAUGUGAGCAUUUAUGUACAACUGGUGGGAUCAAGUAAUGAAACUUCAAUCCAGUUCUUUGAUGAAAAGAUUAAACUGGAUCAUUUUGUAAUUUUAGAUCCUCCAAGAAAUAUUCACAUGAAUUUUAGUUCAACUGAGCUUGAAAUUAUAUGGGAGACCCCAGAAACCCACAGCAAUAUAGAAAACCAUUGCUUCAUAUACAGUGUUAAAAUAAACGGGGAUAUUAAAGAUGAUAUAGAGGGAUAUUCUUACAAAACAAGUAAUUUGCAUUUAAAUGAAAAAGUUACCGUCUCUUUGAGAGCAAAAUGGGCAGAUUUCUGCUCAGAAAUUUACAAUUGGAGUAGAUGGAGUGAUCCACACAUAAAAGGCAAGUAAUAUUACUGCAAAUUGUUUAACGAUUUACAAUUGGUUAACAUUUGUACCAACAUGUUCAUUACCAAUAUGUUCUGUGUUUGGAAUAACGGUAAGAUCUGAACCAACUCUGCUAGCCCAUAAUGCACACACCAUUAGAUUAAUUGAUAAAGCAGAUAACAUUCCUUUCACAAACCUCUGGUGAAGAAUCCAUGCCCAUUCAUGCCCAUGUGUUUUAUGUUUCAAUACUUUUUGUUAAAGUUUUGCAAUACAA
Messenger RNA from Rana temporaria (common frog), 1735 nucleotides. RefSeq names its product granulocyte-macrophage colony-stimulating factor receptor subunit alpha-like. The transcript has 8 exons. Gene Ontology annotation, molecular function: protein binding; cytokine receptor activity. The record is from RefSeq and is a predicted model, not a curated record. The coding region runs from base 505 to 1485 and encodes 326 amino acids. Lineage: Eukaryota; Metazoa; Chordata; Amphibia; Anura; Ranidae. Gene Ontology annotation, biological process: cytokine-mediated signaling pathway. Gene Ontology annotation, cellular component: external side of plasma membrane.